AUGGUUCCUCAACCCUGUCCAAAUGGCACGUUUACGCCUCCUGAUGUAGGUGGUCUGCAGGAGGAGAGAGAGUGCUUGCCAUGCCCACCAGGAAAGUUCUGCAGGGCUGGCCAGGUCAAAGGCCUGUGUGCUGCUGGAUUUGUGUGUGUCUCUGGUAGUUCAGAGUUCACGCCUCAGAGUUCUGUCCUGAUCAACAGAGACCAGUGUGAGUCGGGAGUGCUGUGUGCUGGUCCAUGUCCUGCUGGGUUUUAUUGCCCUGAAGGCACAGAGGAACCUCUAGCAUGCCCUGCCAACACUAUAAGGGUAAGCCCUGGAGCAAGUACUGUACAUGACUGCCUGCUCUGCCCUCCAAGACAUUGGUGCAAAGAAGGUAAUCCUACACCACACAUGUGUCCGCCUGGCUUUUACUGUGAUGGCAUUGUUGAUCACGAAUCUAAGGGGAGGCCUGGGCCAAGAGAAUGUCCCAUGUUCACCUACAGACCCUCACCUGGGGCAGGAAGCAAGGGAGACUGUCUCAUCUGCCCACCUGGCACUUUCUGUAACUCCACAGGGCUCACUGACGUCUCAAGCUUCCUUUGCCCUCCGGGUCAUUGGUGCAGUGGGACAGGUAUCCCUGUACCCUGUCCUGCAGGCACCAUGAGGGUACAGCCAGGGGCUGCUAAUGCUAGUCAGUGUGAGCCUUGCCCUUCCGGUAACUACUGCCCAGACCCUCGCACCACAGGCCUUGCUAAUAUAGCAGCCAUCCCUUGCCGAGCUUCUUACGAAUGCCCAACAGGUUCAGUGACAGAGGUUCCUUGCAGAACUGGUUCAUACUGCGGAUCUCAGACAGGUGUACCCACCCCGUGCCCUGCAGGCUACUUCUGUCCUGAAGGAUCUCACACCUACAGCUCACCACAGCAAUUAUGUACUUUUCCUCAUUACUGCCCAGCCAACAGCUCUGUCAUACUGUCCUGUGCUGAUGGCUGGAUGCCGCUGAACAGCAGUGGACUGAGGAAGUCCCAGGAGAGCAGCUGUGUACAAUGUGGAGCCGGCACAUAUCGGUCCAGUCUGUCCCCUCACCUCCAGUGUCUCCUAUGUCCAGCGGGAUAUCACUGCCCUCCAGGCUCACACCAUUACAGUGGUCAGCCCUGUCCAGUGGGGUAUGUUUGUCCGCAAGGCACAUCUGAUCCUUUUCCCUGUCCACCUGGCUCAUAUGGAAACCGCAGUGGAUCAGAGUCACCCGAGGAAUGUCACAAAUGCCCACCAGGAACCUUCAAUCACUUACAUGCUCAGAGAGCCUGUUUCCCUUGUGGAAGUUCAUCCACCUCAGCUGCAGGGGCAUCCUCUUGUGGCUGCAUAGGCAAGAACCGUGCAUUUCAGCACUCGGAUGGGUCGUGUUUGUGUAAAAUGGGUUUUGUCUUCUACAAUGAAUUGGAUUUCAAGAGCUCAGCUGGAGACAGUGAGCUAGACUGUCAGCCUGAAGUAAAAAAACGCUGUGGGGCAGGUCAAGUGAGACUGGCCUCUACACUGGAGUGCGUUGUCCCCUCCACUUACUCCUGUAACAUCACAUGUGGACCUCAGGGUGGAAGUCUGGAUGUAGGGAUGGGAAUCUGUCACUGUAAGAGGUAUGUGUCGGUGGAGGAGCUGUGUAACUCCUCGUGUCUAUCCACACUGCCGGUGCUCUCUGCCAGGUUGGUUACAGAUGGACAGCUGCUGCUAAGAAUAAAAUCCACAGAUGAAAGCAAGACAUGGAGCAGGAACAUGGUAAAUGUACUAGGACCUGAUGUCCAUGUUAAGAACAUCGGGAAGAUCCACUUUGUCCAGUUUGCUCCAGAUGGAGUGUUUGGUUGGAUAUUAAAAGACCCCAUUCUCAUUGACUCUUUACUGACAGAACCAGUUGAGAUUUUGGAGAAGGAUUUUAGGAGGAAAAGGCACAUUGAUCAGAAUGAGCUUUCCAAGACUCUCCCACGCAUUCCAAAUCCCAUAGCAUGCUUGUCCCCAAAUGACAUGCUCAUCUUUCAGCUCACUAUCAUCCAAACUGACCGCCACCUUAGUCACUUCCCAGUGUACCAGAAGGACCAUCUGUUCAGCAGUAACCCUAGCUGGGACUUUGGCGCUUUCAGACGUCUGGAGCAUCUUAUCAAACACACACAGCUAAAUUCCAGCAGAUUUGCACAUGUGUUCAUGGAGCCGGGAAAGUAUGUGUUCCUGGAUAAUGCAGUGUUGGACUGGAGCCUGAUAGUGGUGGUGAGUGAGCAGGGAUCGGAGUGCAACCCUACAGCUGCCAUAUUCCAUCCCACAACCCCUGCACAACUAGUGCGACAUGGGAUUGUUAAACAGCACAACUUAAAUCUGCUUCCAGACUGGGGUCUCAUCACAGGGAUCUUAUCUUUGCUGGUGUUGCUGAUAAUAGUGUUGACAAUCACUGCUCUAGUCCUGCAGCCUAAUCGGUCCAAACUCAUUGCUCAAGGUCGGCCAAAGCCCAAGUGGCGCAGCUUGGGUGAACCCACUGUUCUCAAUGAAUAUCUUUAUAAUACGGACUGCUCUGAGCCAUUAGGUCUGAGAGGGGUGGGUGAAGGAGCAGAAUCAGAGGAACCUGCUGUGUGCAAAGGAGGUUUCAGAAAUUCACUAAUGGAACUGGAGGAGUUCAAUGUGAAAACGCUGUAUGACAAGUUAGAGGAUCAGAAUCUACACCUGGCAUCCCAGCUAGCAAAGCACCGCAAAGACACACAGGAGUUCUACAGGAACAUGUGCCAGCUAAUUGAUGCUCUAAGGGACACACUAGAAAAUAUGGAACCCUCAAAGCUGAACCAGCUGAAAAAAAUUCUAGACAAUGAAGUAUUGGUUAAAAGAGAAUCUGCUCACGAGCCGUGUAUGGGGCUGAUGGAAGCCGUGUUGAAGUCUUUGGAGGGAGUGCUGUGCAGGAUGAAUGCAGAGGUCUGGCAGCAGCAAGACAGCACAGCUACGAACAGCCACAGAGACACCAGAGAGAGCGAACUGCACACUGGAUACACUCAUUUUUCUCCAGCAGACAUGACAGAGCUCAAAAUGAGGCCUGAAACAGAGGCAGCUUCCUCAGAUCCAGGUCAACAGCAGAGCACCGUUCCCUGUGUGAGUGAAGAGGAACUAGCCAAAUUUGUGUCUCUGACACCUCUCUCCAGAACACUGCAGGAGAUAAAGGACUCUCUUCAGACUCUUGCUCACAUGCCCAGGAUAGGGGAAGUAAUUAUCAACAGCCCAGUGGAGAGCGAGCUGACACACCUGAUCCCGGUUGCCCUUGACAACCUUUCACCACAGCAUUUUGCAGUCUUCCUGUUCGGCUGCCACACUGUGCGUCUGUUGAGCAGAGCUUGUGCCUUCCCCCCUGUCAUGCUGCUAUUGGCCAAGACAGUGCCAGUCUCUCACUGUGAUAACCUAAUUGCCUACUGCAACAAAGACUUUUAUUAUGACACAUCCAACCAAAUUCUGUACAUCCUAGAAAAUAAACUACAAAAUGCUGGCCAGUUUAUCACUAUUCUGCUACACUCUAUGGCCUAUAUUACCUCAGGCUCAAAGACUCUUGACUUCAUGAAAGCCUUCCACUUGGCCAUAUCGACAUUAAGCAUGCGUUUGUUCCAUCACUCUUUCACUGAGGAACAGAGGAAUGGACAGAUGGAUGAGAAAAACAAAGAAGAGGCCUUUGGAGCAAUAGUAGAGGACUUCUUUAGUGUUAAAAUACCUACAGAAACUAAUUUCACUCAGCACCUACUAGCAGAGAGACUUCAAGUGUAUAAAUACUUCAAGUUGGAGCAGCUCCUCCAGGAACUAAAACCAACUCUAACAGAAAAAUAUGGAGAAGUUGUGGGACGUGGGCAAACCGGCCUAAAAACUGAAACACCAGCGCUGUUUGUGGAGCGAGAAAUAUACAGAUUUGAUGAGGUUUACCAGCAGCUAUCUUCUGAACUCCACAAGAAAACACACAUAUGCAGCCCACCAGAGAAAAAACAGUCCAACCAUGACAAACUGCUUCAGGAGCAUGAAAUGGUGCUGGAACAUAAGAAGAAUACAGUGGAGCAGAGACUGAAGGAGAUGAAAGAGAGACUGUCUAAACUCAGAACAAGCCAGAGAGUGAGUCCUAAUGAGGACAGACCAGCUCAGAGCACAGUACUAGCACAAGAUGACAAGCAAUCACCCAGCAAACACAAACCAGACAGCAGUGGAGCAGAGAAGCAGACACCUGCCACAGAACAGUCUAGAAACAAGAAACAGAAGAGCAAACAUAAGGACAAAGAUGAGGAAAAGCGUGUUACCUCUUAGCAAAUGUGUAAAACUUAUUUAUUAAUUAUUAUAAAAAUAUAUUAUUUAACAAUAAUAUGUAACAAGCUGUCCUUGCCUUUAUGCUAAACAUCAUCACAAACUUAAAUGUAUAGUGUUUUAAAUAUGUGAGGCUAUGUCAUCUAAUGGAAUUGCUAAAAUAAUGACUCAUUUCAAAGUUUCUAUCUUUUUUAUCUCUCUCUCUCUCUCUCUCUCUCUCUCUCUCUCUCUCUCUCUCUCUCGUGUUCUUCUUUUGUAAAGUUGAUUUUAUAGCCUGAAAUAAAAUAUCAGAAU
Messenger RNA from Xyrauchen texanus (razorback sucker), 4566 nucleotides. RefSeq lists its product as uncharacterized. NCBI's taxonomy places the organism in Eukaryota, Metazoa, Chordata, Actinopteri, Cypriniformes, Catostomidae. The transcript is spliced from 29 exons. The record is from RefSeq and is a predicted model, not a curated record. The coding region runs from base 1 to 4275 and encodes 1424 amino acids.